Messenger RNA from Oikopleura dioica, 339 nucleotides. The record is from the annotation of a GenBank genome assembly. Lineage: Eukaryota; Metazoa; Chordata; Appendicularia; Copelata; Oikopleuridae.
AUGUGUCACACUGCUCAGCGUUUAAAAAUGCUCUUGAUCACGUGGAAACCUGUUUCGAUUCUGAAUGCGACACGAAAUAUUGAGAAUGGCUCAAAUACGAAAAAAUAUAUCGCUCAUCAAUCAAGAUGCGAGGAUGAAAUCUGCACUCUUUGCGUCCCGAUGAAAGAAAAGUACUACGAUCUGGCAUACAAAGCUGCUCGCGAAAAAGCCCGAGACAUGCUCAAUAAACUCAGACGAAAAGAACAACUGGACAAAAUCUACAAUAAAUUCGAAUCAGCCACCGAUGCAAUCGUCCCGACUGACUUCAAUUACCAAGGAAACUAUGCUGCUACCGAAUAG